Molecule: messenger RNA, 1785 nt
Organism: Acanthaster planci (crown-of-thorns starfish)
Lineage: Eukaryota; Metazoa; Echinodermata; Asteroidea; Valvatida; Acanthasteridae
Product: maltase A3 pseudogene
Source: RefSeq, a predicted model, not a curated record
AUGGCGCCCUUUCAGAUUUCCAUGUUCUUCGUAUUUGUCACUUUGACACUGACAUUCACACUGGCAAUUGGAUUUCGAUGGGACGAAUGGUGGAAGAACACAAUCAUUUACCAAAUCUACCCGCGCUCUUUCAUGGACUCUGACAGCGACGGUGUGGGGGAUCUGGUUGGUAUUACCUCUCGGCUGGAGCAUUUCAACGACAUCGGGGUAGGUACAGUCUGGUUGAAUCCCGUGUACAAGUCGCCUAUGGCCGACUUCGGCUACGAUGUGGCUGACUUCAAGGAUAUCGAUCCCAUAUUUGGAACUAUGGCUGACUUUGACGAGCUGAUCACUAAGGCGCACCGGCUCGGGCUUAAAGUCAUGGUGGAUUUUAUCCCCAACCACUCCAGCGACCAGCAUCCGUGGUUUGUCGAAAGCAGAAAAAAUAAAUAUGAAUCCAAUCCCUAUAAAGAUUACUACGUGUGGGUUGACCCAAGACAGAAUUGCUCUGAUCCGCCUGAACAGUGCCUUCCAAAUAACUGGGUAGGGCUACUGGGUGGCACAGUAUGGGAGUGGGUGCUAGAGAGGCAACAGUUCUAUCUGCAUCAGUUCCUUACAAGUCAACCGGAUCUGAAUUACCGUAACCCUGCCGUGCAUUUAGAGAUAAUAGACGUACUGAGAUUCUGGCUGAAGAAAGGGGUGGACGGUUUUCGUGUCGAUGCAAUCAGACACAUCUACGAAAGCGAAGACUUGGAAGAUGAACCAGUAAAUCCCGAUCAUUUGUUGGUGCCAGGUGGUCACACCUCCUACGACAGUUUUAUUCAUGACAAGACGUUUGAUCUUCCGGAGGUGCACGAACUUAUCUACGAAUGGCGAUGCAUUUUCGAUGAGUACAGCGCCGAACCCAACUAUCGGAUCAUGAUAAUGGAAGCAAACGACACCCAACGUACGCUCCUCCCAUACUAUGGAACCCCAGGCCGCCCUGAAGCAGAUUACCCUUUCAACUUUGGACUCACAAAAUUAAAUAAGCAUACACUAUCCGGAAAACUGAUUUACGAACUUGUCAAUGAUUGGAUGGAGGACUUACCACAAGAUAGGUGGCCAAACUGGGUGAUUGGCAAUCACGACUGUUCUCGUAUUUCUGACCGUGUGGGAGUUAAGUACUCCAAAGCUUUAAAUGUCUUGAAUAUGCUUCUUCCCGGAACCCCAAAGACUUACUAUGGGGAGGAGAUAGUUAUGGAAAAUACCUGGGUUUCACUGGACGAAUCCCAGGAUCCGUACGCCAUCGUUCACCCCAAUGGCUGGAAGAAGUACACACGCGACCCAGAGCGUUCCCCGAUGCAGUGGGACACCACAUCCAACGCUGGUUUUAGCACCACAACAGAUAAAAUGUGGCUUCCUGUUAACCAGAACUACCUCUUAGGAGUCAACGUUGCUGACCAGAAGGCAGAUAACACCUCCGCGUUGGCGCUCUACAAAAAAUUGGCAGCCCUUCGUAAAGACGAGCCUGCUUUCCAGACCAAUCACCUCAAGUACAUAAUUGUGACAGAAACGAUCUUCUCCUUCCUUCGCAUGCCUGAUACCUUGGGAUUCGAUUCCUUCCUAGUCAUCAUCAACGCUGGUACCUCUGAUUCUACUGAUGACUACUCUGCUGCUUUGAUGGAAGGUCACCAACUGAAGAUCAAAAGUAACACUGGUAUCAUCGCCGUUAGUGGUAACAUGGAUCGAGACGGGGAGUCUCAAGACAUGAGCAAGGUCUUCGUGGUAAUAGGCGAGGCACUUGUCAUCAAAGUCUCCGUAGAGUGA